This is a messenger RNA of Lagopus muta (rock ptarmigan), 3658 nucleotides long. RefSeq lists its product as uncharacterized. The coding region runs from base 141 to 1007 and encodes 288 amino acids. Lineage: Eukaryota; Metazoa; Chordata; Aves; Galliformes; Phasianidae. The transcript is spliced from 2 exons. The record is from RefSeq and is a predicted model, not a curated record.
GGCGGGAGCGGCCGCGGCGCUGCCCCUCUCCAAGAUGGCGGCGGCAACCUCGGCGCGUUCUCCACGCUCUCUCCUGCGCAGGCUCCGGGGACCCCCCUCCAAGAUGGCGGUUAUGUCGUAACUCCGAGACGAACGCAGUGAUGGAAUCACUGGAUACCGAGGUGAAGGCACGAAAGACUCUGGGAACUGUUGAGUAUGUUGAGUCUUCAGGCUUCACCCAGGGAAUCCUGCCGACGAAGAAGGAUGUGGUUCAGAACAUGCUGUACCUGUUGCAGCCCAAAAGAGCUGGCCAGGCCCAGCGGUCCAAAGAGGAUGCGGCUCAGCUGCUUGCAGAGCACCUGCAAGAGCACUGGUUGGUUUGCAACUUGCAUACCAUCGGAACGCAAAGCAUAAAGAAACUUAUCCUCAAAAUGUACGAGGAGUUUACCAGAUUGUACCAGACCAGAAAGCAGAGGCAGAACCAGGCUUACACAGAGAGAGCGGACAAAUUCAACGAGAGUUCUGAGAAGCUCUUUGACAUCUUUUGUACAGACACGCACAUGAGAAAUAAGCUGGAGGAAUGCAGCGGGAUAAAAAUGACUGGCAUCGAGUUGAAGUUUCUUGAAGAUCAAAGAAGCGAAAGAAAAAUGUACUAUGAAGACUUCACAGACAAGCAGGAGCUGAAAAUGAUGGAAAGAAGACAAAAGAUACAGUGUCUGGAGCACUUCAGAAAGCUCGCCAGGGAAGAGAAGGAAGGCAACAAAGCGAAGGGAACGGCGUACAAAACCGAGGAGCAGUUGGAUGAAGGCACGAGCGUGGAUGAGGUCUAUCCUGUGGAGGAGGAGAACGGCGGGGCUCCAGCCUUCUCGCUGAGGGGCAGAAGGAAGCGCCGGUGCACGGCAUGGGCGGCCGGUGCCGCGACUCCUGCCAGCGAUGCCAUGCCCCUGGAGUGCCAGCAUAUACGGAUGAGCAUCAGGAGAGUUAGGCCUGGGUUCUACGAGACUGUGGAGAAGGUAGAAAACUGCUAGUGUAUGCCGUGGUCAGCAAGCAGAGCUGCUGGAGUACAGGGUGGCAAUACACACGUUAGGCAAGUUUGAAAUCCCACAAUCAAUUGGAAGCGAUUGUUUGAGAUCCCCAGCCAGAGCUCAGGAACAUCCGGGCAGGAACGCUGGGACAGCAGCGGCGGCAAGGACUAAAACACAUGAACUUGGAAGGAUAAGUAAUCAUCAACUCACGGUGCGAAGGCUCAAACGUAGCAGACGAUCUCAGUUUAUAUAGCGUGUAAGCCUCUUCUUCCAAGGUCUUGUCUACAUCAGUGGGUUUUUGGAAGUCUCUCACCAUUUCUGAGCCAGUGGUGGCCUAACAGAACUCCGAUUUACUGCAGGGAAAUAACUUGGACUUGUUGCUGAUGGAAAAUUAAUGUGCUGAAAAGCCCUAACUCCUGCUGAUUUCAGUGGGAGGGAAGGUCGCUCAGCCCCUUUCAGCAGAAUUGGCAUUUCUGCAAGGAAGGAAGCGAGUUUUCAUGUGUAUUACUCAGUCCCAGAGAGGCGUCCUGUGACUUCAUAAAGGGAUUGCUCUCCUUCUUGAGGAGGAGAAGAGAGAUCAGGAGCUGUCUGAGUGCUUUGGCUGUAAAAACAUUGAUGAUUCUGAAUAUUUUAUACUGGAUUCUAUGUUGACGACGUUUCCUUGAUCAGGAUAAACCUUCCUGCAAUUGAAUGAGUUUUAAUAUAAAAAUCUUUAAGCUAGGAUCAGAGAUGUGAAUCCUAAAUGAACUGAUAGUUUUAUCUUCCUGGGGAGAGGGGGGUGGUAUUAAGAUAGAGGAAAAGAUGCAAAUUGCAUUAUUUAGUUUAAUAUGGGAAAAACUUUAUAAAAUAUUAUCCUGGCGUCUUAGGAUAUAGGGAAGAAGCAAUCUUCCCGUGUGUAGCUGUGGUAUUUGCAGCAAAAGGCUCCUUAAUUUGGACUUGCUUUUCCAUCCCCUGUAGGUACGUGCUGACCAGCAGAGUGGAAAUGUAGUUUUCCACCAAGAGUUUAUUUGAGAGAAGUAUAAUCCUCUUGCCCAUGUGUAUCUUAAGCAGUGACAUGUCUGGUUUUAGAUAUAUGCAGUACGAGGGUAUCUGCUGUUUUUAGUUACGGUUGCUUUACUGGUUUUUAAGUACGAGAGUUGAAUUUGUACAAAACCCAGCACUGGAGGGUCUCCCUGCUGAGAUUCCCAGACCUUGCCAGAUUACAUUUAAAAAACAAACAAACAAAAAAAGCAGCAAGUCUCUGUCCUCAGAAACACUCUGAUAGAAAGAGCUCAAACUUGCCUGGUUUUCAAAUUUACCUUUCAGUGUGAACAUUUCCCCACUCCAGUAUCUCAGCUUUACCCCAUUUCUUUCCUCAAUGUCCUGCAUAUCAUUUUACUGAUUAUUAACUCGCACUGUUUCAUUCUUUAGCUUUUGCUUCCUUUAACAAUAAAUGCAUGUACAAAUAAUUUUGACAGUUCCUGUUACUUUGAUGAAACGGUUCUUGGACCGCUUUGAAGUCCUAUGCCAAAGGAGGAAUGAAACACAAAUCAAGCUGCUGUUGAAAUUUAGGUGCAGCAGAGCUAGGAAGCAGAGGAGGCAGCAGCAGCCUUUGGCCCCGCUGCGUAGUCAGGCUCCAGCUGCAUCCACCUUGUCCCUCCUGAGGACGGAUCUGCCCGGCUCUGAGCAGUACAUCAGCUUCCCAGUGAACUUGCUCGUUAGUAAUUGCCGGGAUCCUUAUUGUGUGUCUGACGAGUUCUUGGUAAGUUGCUCCAAAAUAUUUAGUGAACUCCAUGUAUUCUGCAUCACUUUAGUGUCGCUACAGGUUUGAUAGCAUGUACCCGCGUUCUGCAGCACCCCUCAGCCUCCUCUGCUUGAGAGAUUGCAGCCCUCUCCUCUCUGACGUGCUUCACUGACUUCCCCUUGCAAAUUAUGUCACGUUGAAACUAUUUGCCUUCCGGCCCUGAGAUGCUGGACUCUAGCCUCUCACUGGGCUUCUACACCAGCAGCUCUGUUUCAGCAGGGAAUAUAGCCAAGCUCGGACCUCGCAGAAUUAGAAUUUUUUAAAUAACUGCUGUAAACCCCCCUUUGUAUUACAGAUAUAGCUGAUGUUAUAAUUGCUAAUGUGUAAAGUAAACCCGACAGGGCUGAACAGAAUACGGAACACAGCUGUGUAGUGCUUUACGAUUUUCAGGGAUUCAGGGAAUUUAAGGUUGUCAAAUCUGACUUCCCGUAUACCACAGGGAACUGCAUUGCAUUCAGAAGCCCCAUGCUCAGCCUGCCAGUUUCAGUUCAACUGACGUGUCUUACGGAACGCCGAGGUGAAGAAGUCAGAAGUCUGCUGUCUUCCUCAGUGAUCCACUUGUUUGUCACCUUAGCUGUUUUCAGAGAGAAAAAAAAAGACCGUCUUGUAGGCUGUGAUUCGUUUCAUGACAUCUUGUACAGGCUGAGCAGUGUUUAUUGCAUUUAAAUCAUGUUUGUUUCUUAACUGGGUUUGACUGUGGAUAGAGCCAAAGCCUGGCUCUGUUUCUGCUGCAACAGGGGGAAGAUUUCUAUAAUGAUGUAUUCUGAUUACUCUUCAUUGGGACCAUGGUGCCUUUUUAAUCAGGACAGUAAAUCUUGUCCCAGGAUUCUGUACUUUUGUACGUUAACGGUUGUUGACUUUCCUUUUUUGG